AUGUACCGAGGUUUGCUGUUGGUGUUCCUCAUCCUUCUGGUUGAGACUCAGCUCAGUGAGUCGAGCUGCACGGAACAAGAUGCGCAGAGAUCCACCUCAGGUGAGAGUCCAAGUUUUCGACUUGCGGCUCGUAACUUGCUCAAGCGGUAUCACGACAUAGAUUACGACAGUUUUGUGGGACUGAUGGGCCGCAGGAGUGCCGAUACUGCUGCUGCUGAUGAGCAGUCUCAGCGUAAACGAGAAAUGCAUGACAUCUUUGUGGGACUUAUGGGACGGCGAAACAGUGACGAUGACGCUGAACGUCCGUGGAGGAAAGACAACCCGGAGACACGUGGCCUGUUCUUUAACAAGUGCAGACUGAGGUUUCGUCGUGGGUUAUAG
Neoarius graeffei (lesser salmon catfish) is the source of this 381-nucleotide messenger RNA. RefSeq names its product tachykinin precursor 3a (gene tac3a). NCBI's taxonomy places the organism in Eukaryota, Metazoa, Chordata, Actinopteri, Siluriformes, Ariidae. The transcript is spliced from 6 exons. The record is from RefSeq and is a predicted model, not a curated record. Gene Ontology annotation, biological process: positive regulation of blood pressure; tachykinin receptor signaling pathway. The coding region runs from base 1 to 381 and encodes 126 amino acids.